AUGCUGCGCCAUUCAAACUUACUUGUGCCAAAUAUGAUUACACUGUCGUCGGAAAAGGGACCACAUCUGGUCCUCUCUCGCGAGGCGGAGGUAUACCAUGUCCUGCGGAAGCUCGGGGCUCUGUUGUUCCGAUUUGCUUGGGUACUAUUUCUUCAUGGGGCUGAGGAUAUUCGCCACUUGCUCCUGAUGGGCUGGGGAGGUAGGAGCACAGCAGCCAUCAAUCUAAUCCCGCGGUCUCGUCGUGAAAUCCAUAAGUCAGAGGCAGAAAUCAGCAACAUUCUAUGGAACGAAGAGCUAAGGCGAGCGUUGAUCAUUGACUUUCACCGGUCUAUCUUGGCACGUCGACCAAUUUCACAACGCCCACGAACAGCAAAGAGGCGACUGUAUCAGUCAGAGACUAAAGUCAAACGCCUAUGUGUUUCAUCGGAUGAGAAAUGUGCUUUAAAGUAUUGA
Penicillium longicatenatum is the source of this 453-nucleotide messenger RNA. RefSeq lists its product as uncharacterized. The record is from RefSeq and is a predicted model, not a curated record. The coding region runs from base 1 to 453 and encodes 150 amino acids. The transcript has 3 exons. NCBI's taxonomy places the organism in Eukaryota, Fungi, Ascomycota, Eurotiomycetes, Eurotiales, Aspergillaceae.